AUGAAGGGAGAACUUCUCCUUUUCCUGGGCUGUUUCUUAGCCUGUCAGAAGACAUCCUUCGCCUCAAUAUCGUCGGAAAGGUCUAACGAACCGAUCUUUAAGUUUACUCAAACCGAUUAUCGUUUGGGAGCCAUCGUCAGGCAGAUCGACGAGUUGAAUCGACUGAACAGAACCACGAAUCGCUAUAGGGCGGCGUUCGCCGUCCAAUCAGGCGGCUUCAUGGAUUACAGCUUACCCUUUAACUCGGAGUUCGAUGAUAUUUAUAAAACCAUAGGACGGAUUGACCACCUAUACGAAAAAAUAGGAAAAUAUGAGAAGGCCAGGUUUGAAAAUAGCACCCAAAUUCGUUUCGCGGAAAGUAUCCUAAACACUGAGCAAAACGAGAAUACGAUGGACAAGUUGCACGCUUCGUUCUUCGGAAGCGAAUACCAACCCUUCGGGGGAAAGAAUCUGCUCAGAUCCGUCAUCAAUGGCUAUCAGGAAUAUCCGAACAGGACUUGCAGGACUCCUCAGUCCCCCCAGCAACAUCUGUACUCCCUGUAUGUGGACAUCGCCCUCACCGAACUAAAGUCCCUUGCCAUGCUGGAGUGGUCCUGGCUAUUCCUGGGGCAGUUCGAGAGGACCGGGUUCACCGUGCAGCAGGAAAUAGUGCGGGAGGGCUUCGAGCGCAGAAUGAAACGCACUCGAAAGCUGAUAAAGGACCAAAUGAGCGUCCCUGAUCAAUCCGUUUGGCGCUGCGAUCCCGAAGAGCCCAAGGCCGGAGUCACCUACGACGAGGUUACCCGCCUCCUGCAGGGCCACAUAGAAAACGAGAAGGAUCUAAACCCCGAUGGAACAUGCCGACGUGAUUGCGCCCACUACCAAUUGGCAAGAAGCUAUUCAUGCCAACACGGGGAGCUUUGCACCAAACAGCCGAGCUGCAGAGGUCGCCUGCACAAUUGCCAGUUUUUGGAGUCCAACCUGGAGGUGUGUCAUUCGGAGAGGGGCUCUAACAGGCGAUACGAUUUCAUCCAGGGCGAAAGCGGGCGUCACCUGGGACCAGCUAAAGGGUGCAGCAGGAAGAUGAACAGAGCUGAAAGCUGGCGAAGUUGGUUUUUCGAGUGUCAUUACUGUUUCUGCCUGUGUGAUGAGGAAUUCCAUUCGGAUCGCUUCUUCAACCUGCGCCCAGUGAUCGCCGAUAUAGGACGUAACAGAGUUGUCACUGGUCUGCGAUUCCAAAAGCACAAUCGCAUUUUCCACCUUCAGAUCCAGCAGGGCGAGCUUCUGGCAAAUGGGGCCAUCAAUGGGACCGCUCUCGAAUGGAAACCCCUGGAUUCUUACAGCAUUUUAGAUAAGAACGUUAAGAUGGACGUGGACUUCCACGCGCUGAGCUACGAGAAACGGUCCAUCGAUCUAGUUGAGCUCAGAAAUCAAAGCAACUUCCUAGUGACUGGCUUGCGGUUCCGUGUGGUUGGAGGCCAUCUUAAUCUGGAGGCACAGUUCACUGGGUUUGACUUCAAGAGCGGUCGGCUCACUGAGAAGACUUAUUGGUCGUCAGCGGGCACCGAUAAGGCCAGGAGGAAAGUGGUCCUAGAAAACUCCAAGGUGUCCUCAGAAUCCUCCACACCCUCGGAGCCUUAUCCCAGCGACAACGACCAGUAUGUGGAGUUUAUACACUCGGGCCUGGAAGAGGACGCCGCCCAGAUCACUGUGCCCCUCAUCGACAUCCAAGAAGUUGUCUCCGCGCCUCCGGUCCCCCUUUCCGGGAUUGGAGUAUACUACAAGGGCAGCAAAGGAUACGGUGGCUACGUGGCUCCCAAACUGAUCACCUACGACUACAGCCAGAAUGUCGAGUUGCCCACAAUGGAGUCGGUGGUUUAA
Molecule: messenger RNA, 1860 nt
Organism: Drosophila kikkawai
Lineage: Eukaryota; Metazoa; Arthropoda; Insecta; Diptera; Drosophilidae
Source: RefSeq, a predicted model, not a curated record